Apodemus sylvaticus (European woodmouse) is the source of this 1999-nucleotide messenger RNA. It is a transcript of the gene Creg1, whose product is annotated as cellular repressor of E1A stimulated genes 1. The transcript has 5 exons. The record is from RefSeq and is a predicted model, not a curated record. The coding region runs from base 40 to 774 and encodes 244 amino acids. NCBI's taxonomy places the organism in Eukaryota, Metazoa, Chordata, Mammalia, Rodentia, Muridae.
AGAGUUUGGUCGCAGGGCCGGGACUCCGCGGUCAGCGCCAUGGCUGCCUGUGCUACUGCGCUCGCGCGCUCCCUGCUUGCUGCCCUUCUGGCGCCCGCGCUGGUGGCACUACUGGCGUCGCCGGCCUGGGGUCGCGGAGGCCGGGACCACGGGGACUGGGACGUGGACAGGCGAUUGCCCCCGCUUCCACCCCGCGAAGACGGGCCGCGCGUGGCCCGCUUCGUGACUCACGUCUCGGACUGGGGCUCGCUGGCCACUAUCUCCACGAUCGAGGAGGUGCGCGGCAGGCCCUUCGCGGACAUCGUCUCAAUUAGUGACGGUCCUCCGGGAGAAGGCACAGGCGAGCCCUACAUGUACCUGAGUCCCCUACAGCAAGCAGUGAACGACCUGCAGGAAAAUCCAGAGGCUACGCUGACUAUGUCUUUAGCACAGACUGUCUACUGUAGGAACCAUGGAUUUGAUCCCCAGAGUCCCCUGUGUGUUCAUAUAAUGAUGUCUGGAACUGUGAUCAAGGUAAACGAGACGGAAGAGGGCUACGCAAGGUCUUCGCUAUUCGUUCGCCACCCUGAGAUGAAGCAUUGGCCUUCCAGCCACAAGUGGUUCUUUGCUAAGUUAAAAAUAAGCAAUAUCUGGGUUUUGGAUUACUUUGGUGGACCUAAAGUAGUGACACCCGAAGAGUAUUUUAACGUCACACUGCAAGACAAGGAGACAGGCCCCCUUUUCAACAAGCAGGGACUUCCUCCAAGUCCCGAGGGAACGGCGGCUUUUGUCUAAACAGCGGCUUUCCAACCUUGGGAAAAGGUGAAGCGAAUAUGGUGAACUGAAUCACACCAGCGAAGAGUCUUCGAAGGCUCGUGCAGACUUAAAGGGCUUGGCCCUGCCUGGGACUUUCCCAGGCUGUCAGUCCACUCUGCCAGCUCUUGUUUCGAUUUUGUUUGCUUGUGUUAACAGAGUGCUGUCCGUCAGAAGAUAUGGUUGCUGAAUUUUUAAAAAAAAAGUAUUUUGAAGCCAUUUUCCGAGAAAAACGCCCUUCAUUAUAACCAAGGAAGUUUUCUUUCAGCCAUUCCCGGUGGCUUUUCCUCAGAGGUGCCCACAGAAGGGCAACACAGACCAGCUGUAGAUUGCCCAUUGGCACUGGAGGUAUAGAGGCACAGGUGCUUUAUGCCUGAUAGCCACAGUGCCUGAAGGGCGCAGUCCCCAUGCAGCUGCCUCAGGAGCCUGUCAGGGGCCUAGAGUGGGGAGGCCUGGGCAGUGGAGGGCAGCAAUGGUCACACAGGGGUCUUCCCACUCAUAUCCGUCUGUAUGGCUAAUCCAGCACAAGGCAAAACUGAGUCCUCUAUAAAACUCCAUAAGCAUCUUACAUCCUAAAGUCAUAGUUACCCAGAACAAAAUAAGAUUUCCCUGGAUCCAUUUUUCCAUCUAAGUAGACUGUAUGUUCAUUUCUCAUCCUUCAAAACACACACACACACAAACACACACACACACACACACAAACACAUGAGCUGGGGUGUGGCUUUCUUGGUAGACCAAUUGUCUAACAUCAAUGAAACCGUAGGUCUCUUCCCCAGCAUUGAAACCAAAAACAACCAAAAGUAACGUUUUUAUUUGCAUGAAAAAGGAAUUGCAAAAUUUUUUGCAUAUGUUGGCUUCUUCUUUUGUAAGACUUGACCCAGCGCCAACCAUAAUCCCCACCCUCCUCAGGGAUUCUGUAUCUCCGGGCUUCUGUGUGGGAGAUAACAUGGUUCCAGGGCAUAAAAACAAACUACUACAACAACAACAAAACAUGUUUCUGGCCUAGAGGGAUGGCUCAGCAUUGAAGAAGAUCGACUGCUCAAGCAGAGGACCCAAGUUCAGUUCCCAGCACUGGAGUCACACAGGGACAACGCCCAUAACUCCAGCUCCAGGAAAGCAAAUACCUCCAGCCUCUGAGGUCUCCCGCACUCAAGUGCCUGCACAAGCACAGACACAUAAUGUGAAACAAUGCAUCUUUUUUUUUUUU